UAUAUUUUAUUCAAAAAUUGUCAUGCCGCUUUCUUAUAAUGAACACGUUAGUAUUAAGUUAUAUUUUUUUAAUAACCAUUUUUUGGGUAGUUUACUGUGAAGAGCAAUAUUGUCCUAUUGAUAAUCCGGAAGAUUGUAUUGAAAAAAAAGAGGAUAAUAUUUAUAAGAAAGAUUUAAAUAAGCAAUAUAUUAAGUACUAUAAUGCAAUUGAAGAAGCACAAAAGAAUUACAAAAUUUGUAAUAAUACUAACAAUGGCUGUUAUAAAGAUAUUAUUAUAAAUGAUUUAAAACCUUUCAAGAAGAAAGGUAUAAGUAAGGAUUUAAUAAAUAUUGCAAAAACCAGAGGAACUGUUUAUCAAAUAAUACAAGGAAAAUUGUAUAGGCAAAAGGAUUGUAUGUUUCCUUCAAGAUGUUCUGGAAUAGAACAUUUUCUUUUAAAACUUGCUCCUGGAUUAACAGAUAUGGAUUUAGUUAUAAAUGUAAGAGAUUAUCCCCAAUCAAGUAAACAUUUUGGAGGUCCAUUACCUAUUUUUUCGUUUAGUAAGACUCCAGAAUACUAUGAUAUCACAUAUCCAGCAUGGGCAUUUUGGGAAGGUGGACCUGCAAUUUCUUUGUAUCCCCGUGGUCUUGGAAGAUGGGAUGAACAUCGUGUAUCUUUAGAUAAAGCUAGUAAAAACACAUUGUGGGAGGAGAAAGAAAAUAAAGCAUUCUUUCGGGGUUCCAGAACAAGUUCAGAACGUGAUAAUUUAAUAUUAUUAAGUCGCAAGAAACCAAACUUAGUAGAUGCUCAAUAUACAAAAAAUCAAGCAUGGAAAUCUAAUGAAGAUACAUUAUAUGCACCUCCUGCUUCUGAAGCUUCUCUGGAAGCUCAUUGUAAAUACAAGUACUUAUUCAAUUAUCGAGGUGUUGCAGCAUCAUUUAGACAUAAACAUUUAUUUUUAUGUCGGUCCUUAGUAUUUCAUGUUGGAGAUGAGUGGACUGAAUUUUAUUAUAAUGCAAUGAUACCUUGGAUACACUAUAUCCCUGUUUCCAAGGAUGCUAAUCAAACAGUAUUAGAAGAAUUAAUACAGUUUGCAAUAGAUAAUGACGAAACGUCAAAAAAGAUUGCAGAUCGCGGAAGAGAUUUUAUAUGGAAUAAUUUAAAGUUAUCUGAUGUCACACAAUCUUGGAAAAACCUUCUUAAGAAAUAUUCAAAACUUUUAACAUAUAAAACUACCUUAGAUAAAAGCUUAAUUAAAGUGGAAGGGAAGGAAAGGUCUUAAUAAAAUUUUGUUUAAUAUAGACUACUUUAUAUAUUUUUUUAUUAAAAUUUCUAUUCUUUGAUGUAAAGUAUUAACUAAUAAAAAUAAUUUGGUAAUGAUCAGAUAUUUUAUUAACUUUUUAAAAUAAGCGUUAGUUAAAACAAACGUAUGUUUUCUUUAUUGAUACUGUACAAUGUCAGGACAUAGCACAAUGUGGCAAGUUUCAAUAUGAAUCAUUUUGGUGUCCUGACAAAACAUCCAAUACGAACAAAGGCCUUGUACAUUAUAUUGCAUCAAAUGUACGUUUUAUUUGUGUAUUAAAUAUAUUAAACAUUUAAAUGUUU
Messenger RNA from Bombus pyrosoma, 1585 nucleotides. RefSeq names its product O-glucosyltransferase rumi homolog. Gene Ontology annotation, molecular function: UDP-glucosyltransferase activity; UDP-xylosyltransferase activity. Lineage: Eukaryota; Metazoa; Arthropoda; Insecta; Hymenoptera; Apidae. The transcript is spliced from 6 exons. The record is from RefSeq and is a predicted model, not a curated record. Gene Ontology annotation, cellular component: endomembrane system. Gene Ontology annotation, biological process: positive regulation of Notch signaling pathway; protein O-linked glycosylation. Bases 39 to 1262 code for a protein of 407 amino acids.